Molecule: messenger RNA, 630 nt
Organism: Parnassius apollo (apollo)
Lineage: Eukaryota; Metazoa; Arthropoda; Insecta; Lepidoptera; Papilionidae
Source: the annotation of a GenBank genome assembly
UUGCCAUUAUUUAAUAAUCCCGUGUCAGCGUUUUACAAGGCUCUAUUAGCCAAUGCUGCAACAUCAGCCCUGCGAUUACACCAACGCAUCCCACCACGAGAGAUCUCUCUCUCGCGGGAGUUCCUUGCCAGGUUCUUCUUGGAAGACAGUGCUCAUUAUCUCUUUUACUCUCUGAUUUUCAUGAAUGUUGCACCAAAUUUAUUAAUCUUGACUCCAAUCUUUCUCUUCGCGCUGCUUCACGCCGCCUCCUACUCACUGACCAUACUUGACACCCUGGGCCAAAACUCGAUGUGGGUGGCGCGGCUGAUGAUCUCGCUGGUCGAGUUCCAGUCGCGCAACAUACUGCGCGCCGCCGCACUUGCCGAGAUCGUCCUGUUCCCAGUCGUCGCCAUUAUGGCAUUAUUCGGGUACUGCGGGCUAAUGACUCCGUUCGUGUACUACUACUUCGUGACGUGGCGCUACGCGUCGCGCCGCAACCCGUACACGCGCAACACGUUCCGCGAGCUGCGCGUGCUCGCCGAGCGCACCGCCGCUCGCCCGGCGCUCCCGCGCCCGCUGGCCGCCGCGCUGCUCUCCGGCGUGCAGCUCGUGUGCCGCAUGGCGCCGCCCACCGAACACGUGCAGCAAUAA